AUGGGUUCAAUUGCAGAAUACACCCCUUCGGAAUCCCGACUUUUCAACCCACUGACUAUCGGCGAUUCCACUCUUCAGCACCGUGUUGUCUUUGCACCCUUAACCCGCCUGCGCAAUGAUGACAAUCAUGUUCCGCUGCCACUGAUGGAGAAGUACUAUGCCGACCGAGGCUCCACACCCGGAACGCUCGUCAUCUCCGAAGCCACCUCAAUUUCACACGGCGAAGAAGGCAACGCAAACAACCCCGGUCUAGUCAGCGAGAAGCAGGUUGAAGGAUGGCGCAAAAUUUACUCCGCAGUUCACGCGAACAAGUCAAUCUUCUUCCAGCAAAUUUGGGCUAUGGGUCGAGCCUCCAACCCCGAUUUACUGGCUACUCGAGGUUUCCCUUAUAGAUCUAGCAGUGCUGUGCCAAUGAAGGGAUCCGAAAAUGUACCCCGAGCAAUGACUGAAGCCGAGAUCUUGGAGACAAUUGAAAACUUUGCCGAGACUGCGAAACGGGCUGUUUUGGCGGGUGCGGAUGGUGUGGAGAUCCACUCUGCACACGGCUAUCUUCUUGAUCAGUUCCUGACUGCCAGUGUCAAUCAGCGUACCGAUAAAUGGGGUGGAUCUAUUGAGAAUCGAUCUCGUCUUACCCUCGAAGUAGUCAAGGCUGUGGUUGGAGCUAUUGGCGCUGGAAAAGUGGCUAUUCGAUUUUCUCCAUAUGCUGGAUUCCAGGGUUCCGAAAAGUCCGAUUAUGUGGAGCUAUACACAUAUCUCAUCUCUGAAUUGAAGAACAUGAACGUGAAAUUCGCUUAUCUCUCACUUGUCGAGGCUACUGGUGAUCCAGGUGCCUUGAUCUGGAAUCAGAAGCAGGUCCACGAGGGAAAGACUCUGGAUUUCAUUCUUGAGGCAUGGGACAAUUUGUCGCCUGUUAUCGUGGCAGGUGGUUACCGACCAGAUUCUGCGGCUUGGGCAGUCGAGGAGAGGUAUAAGAAGUGGGAAGUUAUGGUUGCUUUCGGUCGCCAUUUCAUCUCCAACCCCGACUUGGUUUUCAAGGUCCAGAAUGGCAUUCCCCUGGCACCAUAUAACAGGCCAACCUUCUAUAGCCGCAAGGAGUGGGUGGGCUAUAAUGACUAUCCAUUCAGUCAGGAAUUUUUGGACAAAUACCCGCAAGCUGUGCACCCCAUGACUGCAGAGGAGAGUAAGGAACUUGGAGGGUUAUAG
Molecule: messenger RNA, 1203 nt
Organism: Penicillium malachiteum
Lineage: Eukaryota; Fungi; Ascomycota; Eurotiomycetes; Eurotiales; Aspergillaceae
Product: alkene reductase
Exons: 1
Coding region: 1-1203 (400 amino acids)
Molecular function (GO): NADPH dehydrogenase activity; FMN binding
Source: RefSeq, a predicted model, not a curated record